GACAUGUGUAUCUAUUUUGGAAUAAUAAAGAUGUAAAUUAUAUCAUUUAAUUAUCAGAUAACUUGAAAAAUAUAUUAUGUUUUGGAGAAAAAACAAGCUAGCUGUGUCGCUUUGCCCGAAAGAAGAGGGCAGUGGCGCAGUCCCGGGGCUCAAUCCAAAUUAAAAACAUUCCAAGACUGAAACUACACAAUUCAAAAUGACUUUGCUAGAUAAAAUACCGGAUAGUGAAUGGUUUUUCUGUUUUCCCAUGUCAUUUGCCGUUUUCUGCAUAACAGUGCUUGGUAUUAUCCACCCGUUCCUGUGGAUCAAGAUCAUGAAGGUAUACCGCAGCGAGCUGUUCGUGUUCAUGUAUGUUCUCAUCGUGUUCUGGGCCGUGCUGAGCGCGGCGCUGCUCUACGCCAUAUUCGCGGAAUCGCACUGCAUCUACGCGUUCUGGAUCUGGUACACGAUAGUGUUCGCCGUAGUGAUGGCGGGCCUGAUGUUCCUCCUGUUUUGCGGGUUCUGUGUGUUGGCCAUGCGCCGCAAGUCUGUCGUGGCGUUGGUUGCCGUCAUCUAUUAUUUAGUGACCCUGUACUUCGUGGUAGUAGUAAACAAACAGCGUAAGGAGGUGUUCGGGCUGGAGGCGACGUGUGGCUCGUGUGCCAUCAAACACGUGUGGCAGAGCCAAGGAAAAAACACACUCGAUCAAAAGCAGAUGCCUAAUAUCUCAACCACGGUGUAUACAGUUUAUACAACUAUGAGGAACGACAAUAACGUACAGGGUGAGCAAAAUAGUCCCGAAUUAUAA
Messenger RNA from Cydia strobilella, 787 nucleotides. RefSeq lists its product as uncharacterized. The record is from RefSeq and is a predicted model, not a curated record. Bases 197 to 787 code for a protein of 196 amino acids. The transcript has 4 exons. NCBI's taxonomy places the organism in Eukaryota, Metazoa, Arthropoda, Insecta, Lepidoptera, Tortricidae.